AUGGCUGCCCCGGACGACGAGUUCGCUCUCAAGUGGGCAAAGGAGGACUACGUUCGUGAGCAGGUCCGCCGCCAAUGCCGGGCGUACGCGAAGCUCCAGGCCCGGCGCCGCGGGCGCCAGGAGCGCGACGUCAUCGUCCUCGACAGCGAUGAGGAGGACGAGGCCGGGCCGUCCAGCGCGCCACCGCGCCUCGCCGACCUUCGCCAGGGCUACAGCAACGACAGCGGGCCCGCAUGCCAGCAGCACAACGAGAGUCCCAAGUGCACGUGUGCACGUGCUCACCAUACACAAGCACACACACGCUCGCGCACGCACCAGUCACGAGUGGCGGGAGCGGAAGCCAUGCCUCCCCUCCUCCUCCCGGCCUCGCCGUCGUUAUCGCUACACGUCGCCGGUGCCGCUGCGUCGUCCUCCCGCCGCGCCAUGGUCGCUGUGGCGUCCGCGGCGUCCAGGAGCUCGUCGCCGUCCUCGUUCGACGCGUCGGCCUUCGAGGCCGAGCGGCUCCGCCUCGACGCCGAAGCGCGGGCCUCGAUGGUGUUAGACUGGGCGCAGGCGGAGGCGGACCCUAGGGCGUGGAAGUGGAAGAUACGAAAGCGGGUGUGGGACGUGCUCGAGGCCGAGAGCGUCGCGCGCAACCCGCGCCCCGUCCACCACCGCAUCCCCAACUUCGAUGGCGCCGCCGCCGCCGCCGAUUCGUUAGGGAGGUUGGACGUGUUUCAGAAUGCACAAUGCGUGAAGGUCAAUCCGGAUUCGCCGCAGAAGCAAGUUCGAUUCUUAACACUCUCAGGCGAUAAGAAACUUCUGACACCGCAACCACGGCUCAGGACGGGGUUCUUCUCCGCUCUAGAAUCUCAGAUGAUACCCACUGGAUGCAUUCCUGAAGCAUGCACUUCUGUUGGCGCAGCCAAAUAUGGAAGGCCGAUAGGUCUAGAUGAAGUGAUUAAAGUGGAUCUGAUUGUGAUUGGGUCGGUUGCAGUUGAUCCAAGCACGGGAGCACGACUAGGGAAGGGUGAGGGAUUUGCAGAGCUGGAAUAUGGGAUGCUUCGUUAUAUGGGAGCUAUAGAUGAUUCGACCAUGGUAGUAACAACUGUACAUGACAAGCAAUUAGUGGAUGACAUUCCAGUUGAAAAGCUGCUAAUUCAUGAUGUACCGGUUGAUAUUAUCUGCACCCCAACUCAGGUCAUCUUAACAAAUACUGCAAUCCCAAAGCCACAAGGGAUUUACUGGGAAAAACUAUCUCCCGAAAAGUUGGGCCAAAUUCGAAUUCUAAGAGAGCUGAAGAGACGCAUAGAGCAAGAGACAGGAACAAUACUUCCUUGUGGGCCAUCUGAGAAUCUACCACCAACAGCUCAGCGAAGAAGAAGAAGAGGGCGGUAACUACGUGUGUUCGCGUUGGUACAGUCAAAGCGCACAUGUGUCCCGGCGCUGAUGCGGCAUUACGUGAUUGGCUCUUGCGUCUUUUGUACUUCACUACGAGAGUU
Messenger RNA from Triticum dicoccoides, 1481 nucleotides. RefSeq names its product 5-formyltetrahydrofolate cyclo-ligase-like protein COG0212. Bases 1 to 1377 code for a protein of 458 amino acids. Lineage: Eukaryota; Viridiplantae; Streptophyta; Magnoliopsida; Poales; Poaceae. Gene Ontology annotation, cellular component: cytoplasm. The record is from RefSeq and is a predicted model, not a curated record. The transcript is spliced from 9 exons.